AAAGAAACAUUGGUUGCAUACCUUCAGGUAAGUGGUACAAUUGCUGAGAUUUAGAUUUCCUCUUUGCAAAUUAUUUUCUGGAUAAUUAUUUUCCCAGUAAAUUUCCUCUUCCCACAUUAUUUCAUCAAGCAUUUUGAUAGCACUAUUUGUACCAUUUAUUUGUUUCUGGCACAAUAAUUAACACGCACCAUAAACAACUUUGAGGGAAGAUUUUAAUGUGCUUUAAUUUUUUCUUGUUUGGUAUGACAGGAAGGUUUUAAGUUUACCAAUGAACCCUAUGCUAUCGAAUCUAUCCUCAAUUUGAUGCACGACCGGUAUAAGAGCUAUCGCCAUGACCUACGACAACGCUUUAGAAGGUUCCCUACAAUGGAAUCUGCCCUUGCGGAUCCACCCGAAAACAUGGAAAAAGAGACGUGGAAGUUUUUGUGCGAAAAGUGGUCUGACAAGGACUAUAAGGUGAGAUGUGGCAAGAAUAAGUUGAAUCGGGAGAAGUUGAAAGUCCUCCACACUGCUGGCUCAAAGGCCUUCAGAAAAGUGCAAUAUGAUGAGCGAGACCGUGCCACUGGAGAGGAACUUGGACUUGUUGAGUUGUACAAAAAGACGCAUUUUAGUGAGAAAAAAGAGGCAUGGGUGCAUGCUGAUGCUGAGAUUAGACAUGUCCUGCAAGCUUGCGUUGAUUUAAAGCUUGGGAGCUCUCUGCUAGAUUUUGAAUGCCAUUUUAACGAAACCAUUGAGAAGAAGAUGCGAUGAGUUGAGUUGUUUUGUUAUGUAGGUAGAUAUAAUUCUAAUAACAAUAUGUUCAUUGAACAGUUGAAUGCUAUAAACAAUGCUUAUAACACUAGCCUUAUAAAUUGGAAAUGAUACUUUUGAAAUCUCUGUCAUAUAUACAAUCAAGAUAUUACGUACUAAUGAAUUAGAGCAUGGUAUUUGUUUGUUAUUGAAUGCGAUGAGCA
Messenger RNA from Camellia sinensis, 953 nucleotides. NCBI's taxonomy places the organism in Eukaryota, Viridiplantae, Streptophyta, Magnoliopsida, Ericales, Theaceae. The record is from RefSeq and is a predicted model, not a curated record.